AUGUGGAAGGCAGAUAAAUGGGCAAAGAGCAGGGAGGCCCGCGGAGGCCUUAUACCGACGCUGAAGACGGAUGGCGGGCUCGUAGAGACCGCAGAACAAAAAGUAGAAGCGUUUCGCAAGGUCUUUUCCCCUAAACCAUCCCCGGCCGAUCUCUCUGACAUCCCUAUGGCCCUACUGCGUAAAGCAGUCCCCCGGGACUAUCGCAUCGCUAAGACCUACCGACCUAUAGUGCUCCUGAAUACCCUCGGUAAGAUCCUGGAGGCCGUAGCUACGGUACGGAUCGCCUGGGCCCUGGAGGAGCGUAAUCUCCUACCCAGGAACCAUCUAGGGGGCCGCAGGGGCAUCUCAGUCGACCACCUGACCCAGUUACUCCUUGACCGGAUCUUUGAGAGUUGGGGCAAGGACCGGAAGGUCAGCAUGAUGCUCCUAGACGUGGCUGGCGCCUUCGACAACGUCUCGCAUAUACGGCUCCUCCAUAAUCUACGUAUGAUAGGGCUCGGCUUCUUCGCCGGCUGGCUCAAGUCCUUCCUAUCAAACCGUUCUAUAAGGCUGCAGCUCCCCGGAUAUCUCAGCAACCUUAUUUUAAUCCCUACCGGGAUCCCCCAGGGGUCCCCCAUAUCGCCGAUCCUAUUCCUCCUAUUCAAUACCCCCCUCAUUCGCGCCCUAUCGAUCGACGGUAUUGAGGCCCUUCGGAUUCAGCCACCCCUCCUAGAGGGAGGCAAGACGGUCUCCUACGGGUGGAUUGACGAUGUUGCCACCCUGGCCAUCUCGGAUAGCUACGCGGUCAACCAGCGCCUUCUAGAGAGGGCCCUGGAUAAGGCUGCGGUAUGGUCAAGGCAGCAUUCGUCCAAAUUCGCCUCCGAUAAGUUCGAACUCAUUAAUUUCAAGAACCCGCUUCGCCAGGACCCUGUGCUAGAACGAUCCAGGAUUCAAACCCGCGCAGCUGUUCUUAUCAGUGGCGCGUUUCGUAACACGGCCUCGGCCGCAUUGGUGGCAGAGCUUUACCUCCCCCCUAUGCAAAUACAGAUGCAACAAACCAUUCAGGAGGCAGCCAUUCGGAUCCAAAUCGGGCCGGCUAUGGCCUGCCCCCGGGGGCUGCGCUGGGAAAGGUCGAAAGAGGCAUUCAAGGUCUCCGGAUACUCUCCGAUGGAAGCGCUGAAGUGGAAGAAAACAGGCCCGCUAUAUGCGUACGGCAGCAGGCAGGAGGAGUGGGAGACCAGACGGGCUCAUGUAUUGGCCCCAUGGGAGUUGCCCCUGAGGUGCAUCACCGAGGGGGCGGAGGAGGCAGUUCAGACCCACGAUAGAAUCUGCCGCGAGGACCGUCAGAUCUGGUAUACAGAUGGAAGCGGUUAUCAGGGGAUUAUCAGAGCUGCCGCGGUCUCUAUUCGAGCAGACAGGGCCGCUGGAAAGUACCUAGGAACGGAACUGGACUCUACGGCCUACGUGAGAGAAUUGGAAGGGGCCCAAAUGACCCUGGAUCGAGCGAAACCCACCCUGAUCACGGUCUUCUCAGAUAGCCAGGCAGCUAUUCAAGCUGUGCGCAACCCUGGCCGGCCAUCGGGUCAGUACGCACUGCGGACUAUCUACGGGAGGUUUAGGGCCCUGCGGAGCGAGGGCCUGGAGGAUAUUGAACUACGUUAG
Messenger RNA from Aspergillus affinis, 1641 nucleotides. RefSeq names its product reverse transcriptase. The transcript has 3 exons. The coding region runs from base 1 to 1641 and encodes 546 amino acids. Gene Ontology annotation, molecular function: nucleic acid binding. NCBI's taxonomy places the organism in Eukaryota, Fungi, Ascomycota, Eurotiomycetes, Eurotiales, Aspergillaceae. The record is from RefSeq and is a predicted model, not a curated record.